AUGGCUGCAGCAGAGCAGAUGAUUAUGCCCAUUCCUAGGAGGGGUGAUGAGCAGAGUACAGAGGACAUUCCUACAGAUGGCCGCCCAGAUGACUGUACCAGGAACUUAGAGAAACAUCUGGUCUCUUCAGCUUUUGAAGUAGAUGAUCAUGGUAUCAUACAAGAUAUAUAUGAAGAGCAUGCUAAAAUCCAAGAUAUAUCUUCAACCAAUCACAGCAAAAAUUUAUUAUUUGAUCCUUUUAAACUGGUCCGAUCUUCUGAUUCAAAACAGACUGUAACACAGAAUAAAAGUCACAGAAAGGGUGUUAAACAUCAUACAGAUCACUUAAGAGGGAAGCCAUUUUCAUGCUCAGAAUGUGGAAAAUGUUUUAAGUAUAAAUCAGCUUUUGAUAGACAUCAGAUAAUUCACACCGGGGAGAAGCCAUUUUCAUGUUCAGAAUGUGGAAAAUGUUUUAACAGGAAAUCAUAUCUUGUUAGACAUCAGAUAAUUCACACAGGAGAGAAGCCAUUUUCAUGCUCAGAAUGUAGGAAAUGUUUUAGGCAUAAAUCAGCUUUUAUUAUACAUCAAAGAAUUCACACAGGAGAGAAGCCAUUUUCAUGCUCAGAAUGUGGGAAAUGUUUUAAAAAUAAAUCACAUCUUGUUGUACAUCAGAGAAUUCACACAGGAGAGAAACCAUUUUCAUGCUCAGAAUGUAGGAAUUGUUUUAAGUAUAAACAAGAUCUUGUUGUACAUCAGAGAGUUCACACAGGAGAGAAACCAUUUUCAUGCUCAGAAUGUAGGAAUUGUUUUAAGUAUAAACAAGAUCUUGUUGUACAUCAGAGAAUUCACACAGGAGAGAAGCCAUUUUCAUGCUCAGAAUGUGAAAAAUGUUUUAACAAGAAAUCGGAUCUUGUUGUACAUCUGAGAAUUCACACAGGAGAGAAGCCAUUUGUAUGCUCAGAAUGUGGGAAAUGUUUUAAGUAUAAACAAGAUCUUGUUGUACAUCAGAGAAAUCACACAGGAGAGAAACCAUUUUCAUGCUCAGAAUGUGGGAAAUGUUUUAACAAGAAAUCAGCUCUUGUUAGACAUAAAAAAAAUCACUAAGAAAAGCCAUCUCCAUGCUUAGCCCUUUAGUGACCACCCUUAUGUGUUUUCAUGGUAGUCAGAGUCGCUAACUGGCUUUAUUCCGUCAGACACUCCUUUUUACAGGGAGAUAAAACAGAACCUUGCUUUAAGUUACCAGAGAUGGUCGAGGUCUUGGAAUGAUGAUUGGGACCUCUGUGAGAGCUCCCCAAACGUGUUGUCUCCUGUAUUGAAUGAAUACCAGUCAUCAAAGGACAGAUCCAGUUAAAGUUUAU
Messenger RNA from Bufo gargarizans (Asiatic toad), 1337 nucleotides. RefSeq names its product gastrula zinc finger protein XlCGF17.1-like. The coding region runs from base 1 to 1083 and encodes 360 amino acids. The transcript has 3 exons. Lineage: Eukaryota; Metazoa; Chordata; Amphibia; Anura; Bufonidae. The record is from RefSeq and is a predicted model, not a curated record.